This is a messenger RNA of Branchiostoma belcheri (Belcher's lancelet), 1249 nucleotides long. Its product is annotated as basic salivary proline-rich protein 2-like. The record is from RefSeq and is a predicted model, not a curated record. The coding region runs from base 191 to 1195 and encodes 334 amino acids. NCBI's taxonomy places the organism in Eukaryota, Metazoa, Chordata, Leptocardii, Amphioxiformes, Branchiostomatidae. The transcript is spliced from 13 exons.
CGAGGGCUCAUUAUGUAUCCAUGACAUCAUCCGAUUCGAGCCGAAACUUUCCGGAAAUUGCCGAUUGUCUCCUUGCGGGCUAUCGCAAGAAGGAGAUUCCCCUAAUAGGAGACAAGCCUAUAGGGGUCCUUCGUAGAAGGACUUCCAUGCGAUCUUGGUCAACCAUUCAUCGUGAUCUGGACGUUUUGCAAUGAGUUUAAAGCAAGGGAAGAACUCAACUGUGUCUCCAGGCCCUCAACAGAUACAAGUACAAGCACAGAGCGGAGGACCUAAUUCCAGAACAUUAAGAGGUGGACCACCUCCAAGACCAGAAGACUAUCACCAGCCGAGAGCAAUCCCAGCAUACACCCAUCCUGGAUCGGCCGCUCAGCAACAGGGCAUUCCACUCCAGCAGGGGAGGCACCCCCACACGGCCCCCUCCCCUCAUGACAUGAACAAGGGCGGGGUGAGUAGCCAGGGCCCCCCUCCCGUGGUGGGCACCCCCCCUACAGGCCCCUCCCCGGGCCCUCAGAUGUCCCAACAGACCCAGAUGUACGCCUCAGUCUCCAUGUCACAGGGACACAGGUCCUCACAGCCGGGAAUGGGCCGACACAUGCAGCAUCACAAGGGAGGUCCGAGACAGAUCCCCAAGCACCAAGGUCCGAGACAAGGACACCAGCCCCAGUACUACAGAAGUUCAGGUCCCACAGCGAACGGCAGAGUGCCGUACCAGACGGGGCCGAGGUACAGCGCUCCCCAGACCGUCACGUCGGCACCGCCCCCGCAGAUGUUCCAGCAUCCCAACCAGAUGAUUCCCGGCCACGUUCCGCAGCAAGCCUACCCACAACCCACCCUGUUCAUCCCGCAACAGUACCCGCCUGUCUUGCAGUACCGGCCGCAGGCCAUCCCCCACUUCCAGCCCCCGCAGCCGACCAUACAGAGCGCCACGGCGUACUUCCAGCCGGCACCACAGGGACCCGGGCCGGGCGGCACCCAGACCACAUACAGGACAGGGGAACAGCUACAAUAUUUCCAGAGCUAUGGUUAUGCUCCCCAGGCCCAGCCCAUGCAGACUACCCAGCAGCAGAGGCCCCCCUCCAUGCCUACAGGACAGAUCACUAUGAUCCAGCAGCCCCCACAGCCGCCCCAGCAGGUAACACCACCACUGCAGCAGCAGCACUCAGCAGCAGCAGCAGCAGUUGCCGCAGAAGCGUGAGAGAAAAAUCAUCAAAAUCACGGACAACACGGGGAGGGACGUGACAGAGGAGAU